This is a messenger RNA of Paralichthys olivaceus (Japanese flounder), 1203 nucleotides long. It is a transcript of the gene osgep, whose product is annotated as O-sialoglycoprotein endopeptidase. Gene Ontology annotation, biological process: tRNA threonylcarbamoyladenosine modification. The record is from RefSeq and is a predicted model, not a curated record. Gene Ontology annotation, cellular component: cytoplasm; EKC/KEOPS complex. NCBI's taxonomy places the organism in Eukaryota, Metazoa, Chordata, Actinopteri, Pleuronectiformes, Paralichthyidae.
ACAGUUGUUUAAACACGAAAUCUUCUCCUGACACGCUACUGAAGGGACACAUUCACUUUGUUUGGUCCAGGCGACCUGUGCAGCCGCCUGGGCGAGGGUCCAUCGAGGCUAGGCUCCAUGGAGGCUAGGUGUUCUUGUAAAAAAUAAGCUGCUGUGAAAGUAACUAAAUUAAAGUUGUCUGACUUUAAAUUGAAUUAAUGUGAGCAACCGAAGGAACGACUAAAGCCAGCCAUGACUGUGGUAAUCGGGUUUGAAGGCAGUGCCAAUAAGAUCGGGAUUGGAAUCAUCAGGGAUGGGGAAGUUCUUUCCAACCCUCGUCGGACUUACAUCACACCUCCUGGUCAAGGAUUCAUGCCCAGCGACACCGCCAGGCACCACCGUGCUGUCAUACUGACUGUCCUGAAGGAGGCUCUGCAACAAGCAGGGCUGCAGCCUGCAGACAUCGACUGUGUGGCGUACACCAAAGGUCCUGGUAUGGGUGCCCCCUUGGUGACGGUGGCUCUCGUGGCUCGUACAGUAUCGCAGCUUUGGGGGAAACCGCUGCUCGGUGUCAACCACUGUAUCGGACACAUCGAGAUGGGUCGACUCAUCACCAAAGCCAACAACCCCACUGUGCUGUAUGUCAGUGGGGGCAACACACAGGUUAUUGCGUACUCAGAGCAGCGGUACAGGAUAUUUGGAGAGACCAUCGACAUUGCAGUUGGAAACUGUUUGGACAGGUUCGCCAGAGUUCUAAAGAUUUCCAAUGACCCCAGUCCAGGCUACAACAUAGAGCAGAUGGCCAAAAAAGGGAGUCAGUAUGUGGAGCUGCCAUAUACUGUUAAAGGAAUGGACGUGUCAUUUUCUGGGAUUUUAUCCUACAUUGAGGAGGCUGCUAAUAAGAUGCUGAGCUCUGGUCAGUGUACAGCAGAGGACCUGUGUUUUUCACUGCAGGAGACGCUAUUCUCCAUGCUGGUGGAGAUCACAGAGAGGGCCAUGGCUCACUGCGGCUCCGAGGAGGUCCUCAUCGUCGGUGGCGUUGGCUGUAACCUGCGUCUGCAGGAGAUGAUGGAUGUGAUGUGUCAGGAGCGAGGGGCUAAGCUGUUUGCCACAGAUGAAAGAUUCUGCAUAGACAACGGAGCAAUGAUUGCCCAAGCUGGCUGGGAGAUGUUCAGGUCUGGUCAGGUGACGGAGCUGAAGGACUCAUGGAUAACACAAAGGUAG